AUGCAAUAUGACAUCAAAAAUCUGUUAUGCUUACCCGCUGAAAUCCUGGAGAUGAUUACGCUACAUCUAGAGUACGCAUAUGAGAUUAAUUCCCUCUCACAAACAUGUCAACGACUCUAUAGCAUCGCUAGUAGUUGUCUCUUUAGCUAUUACACUAAAGAAUGUUCUCCUCGUGGACUUGAGCGCAUCGUGAAGAACGACAACACGGGCGCACUCUACAAGCUCUUGGUCAAUGGACUCAACUUCGAUAGAUACUUUCGCAUCACCGGGCACUCAACGCCCAUCCAUUUGACUGUCGACAAGGAUCUUUCAAGAAUUGCCGAGCUGCUUGUUGUCUACAGUGAGGUAUUUUUGCAAAGCGAUCGAUGUAAAUAUGGUUCAUCACUGGGCGGCCCGGGCCACAGGGCACAUGAGGAUGAACUCGAAAGGACCCUUUACCGCGCCGCGAACAAAGGUAGCCUGGGAGUCAUGAAAGUGCUUGCAUCUUCCGCGGCAGUAAAUAAAUGGCAAAGGGCCGUUGCUCUGGCGUACGCGGUCAAUCGAGGCCACUUAGCCCUGGCUAGGUACUUGAUCGAAGAGGCGAGGGUUGACGUCAACCAACAAAUUACUCUUUCCGGUUUCUUCGAAUCAUUCCUCACACAAGCCGCAUGUCGGGGAAAUUUGGAAAUGGUCAAGCUUCUCGUGAAGGCCGGUGCUGACCUUAAUUGCCCGAACAUCCAGCGCAUGGCAAAGUCCCCUCUUUGCAUCGCUGCUGCCAGGAGUCAUGGGGUAAUAGUACAGUAUUUGAUUGACAUGGGCCUGCAGUUCCCCUGUGUGAAGUUCUUUGACAUUUUGGAUUUGGCGGAAUUUUCCACCUUGCCGGACUACAAGAUCUCGAAUGUGGUAAAGGGGUUGACCUCCGGGCAAUCAUGGCUGGCCCCGAGUAUCAAGGCUGUGGGGGCUAUGCCAGAGGCUGCUUCUACGAUGUGA
This is a messenger RNA of Penicillium canescens, 969 nucleotides long. RefSeq names its product ankyrin. The record is from RefSeq and is a predicted model, not a curated record. Lineage: Eukaryota; Fungi; Ascomycota; Eurotiomycetes; Eurotiales; Aspergillaceae. The coding region runs from base 1 to 969 and encodes 322 amino acids. The transcript has a single exon. Gene Ontology annotation, molecular function: protein binding.